Messenger RNA from Manduca sexta (tobacco hornworm), 3625 nucleotides. Its product is annotated as kinesin-like protein KIF23. Lineage: Eukaryota; Metazoa; Arthropoda; Insecta; Lepidoptera; Sphingidae. The transcript has a single exon. Gene Ontology annotation, cellular component: microtubule; nucleus; kinesin complex. Gene Ontology annotation, molecular function: ATP binding; microtubule binding; ATP hydrolysis activity. Gene Ontology annotation, biological process: microtubule-based movement. Bases 171 to 2759 code for a protein of 862 amino acids. The record is from RefSeq and is a predicted model, not a curated record.
UAUCUUAGCGACUUAGAAAGAGAUACAAAUAUCAUUGUGGUUAUAUGGUCUAUCGUCGUAUAUUAUUGAUAAUUCAUAAACGACCGUUGCUUUGAUUUGACGAAAUCCGUUGAAAAGUAAAAACGCGAAAAACUCAAUACGAAGUGAAUGUGAGUGAAAAAUACGACAAAAUGAAGUCUGCGAAAUCGAAACAAAAGUUAAACGAUAUGCGGACGCCGGCGCGGAGUAGACAAAACCUCGCGCAAGACCGAGAUCCUGUGCAAGUAUACUGCCGCCUUCGACCCAUGCAAAGAGACUCCGAUUUACCAUGUAUGAAGAUCGUGUCCCCAACCACGGUGCUCCUGACGCCUCCAGUUACGGCAUUCAGCUACAGAAACGAGAGCAACAAAACCAUGAAGUAUAUAUUCAAAGAGGUUUUCCCGCCCGAAACAUCGCAGCAAGAAGUGUUCGAUAAAGUCGCACAGCCCUUGGUAGAGGGCUUGGUGAAAGGUAAAAAUGGUCUUCUAUUUACUUAUGGUGUUACGGGAAGCGGCAAAACAUUUACAAUGACCGGAGAACCGCAAAACUGCGGGAUAUUACCUCGCUGCUUGAACAUAAUUUUUAAGACGAUCAAUGACUACCAGGCACCUAAAUACGUGUUCAAACCUGACAAAAUGAACAUGUUUGACAUCGCCACUGAAGCGGAGGCCAUGUUAGAAAGGCAGCAGGAGUUGCACAAAUUUAAAUCGAAUAGGAAAAACAAUUCGAACCCUGAUUUAGCUAUGUCGUCAUCUGACGUAACUAAAGUUGAGGGUAUCAAUGAAGACAACCAGUAUGCAGUGUUUGUAACUUAUGUAGAAGUUUAUAAUAACUGUGUCUAUGAUUUACUUGAAGAUAGCGCCCUCGAGCAAAAACACUUCCCUGUAAAACUUAUAAGAGAAGACGGGGCACGGAACAUGUAUGUCCAUGGAGUUACCGAGAUUGAAAUCAAAUCAGCGGAGGAUGCUUUUGAUGCUUUCUACAUGGGCUUGAAAAGGAAACGCAUGGCCCAUACCACAUUGAAUGCGGAAUCUUCUAGAAGUCAUUCCGUAUUUACUAUUCGAUUGGUGCAGGCACCAUUAGACGAGACAGGAGAAACUGUGAUUCACAACAAAAAGUUCCUUUGCAUUAGCCAAUUAAGCUUAGUUGAUUUAGCUGGUAGUGAGAGAACAAACAGAACAAAAAAUACUGGGCAGAGGUUAAAGGAAGCUGGUAACAUAAACAAGUCCUUAAUGACCCUGAGAACUUGUCUUGAAGCUCUAAGAGAGAACCAGAUUAACGGGACAUCUAAUAUGGUACCAUACAGAGAGUCUAAAAUUACUUUACUUUUCAAAAACUUCUUUGAAGGGGAAGGUCAGGUCCGGAUGAUUAUUUGCGCUAAUCCAAGAGCUGAAGACUACGAUGAGACCCUUCAAGUAAUGAGGUUUGCAGAAAUGGCAGCAGAAGUUGAGGUUGCCAAGGCCCAAGUGGUCGACAUUGGUGCUACUAUUGGUCUUACAUCAGGCCGUCGUAAGGCCAACAGACUCUUCAACAUAGCUAGGGAGAACAUUGCCAGACCUGAAGCUAAAGACCUGGAGCUAGACCUAGGUUUGGUCUACAGCUUGGGACCUGACUUCCCAAGUCUAGAACUGAACAGUUCUCAAGCAGCACACAUUAUCAAAGAAUUAAUGGCACAUUUGGAAAUGAGGAUUAGUCGCAGAGAAGCUUUGAAAAGAAGCAAAGCCAUAAAAGAUGAAAGAUUAAGAUCAGAGUUACUAGAGUUAGAGAAAGAAUCUUUAGAAGUACGAAGUGAGAAUGCUUCUCUGAGGGGACAAUUAGCUGCAGCAGAAAGAAGAGUUAAAGCUUUAGAAGAGAGGUUAACAGCCACAGAAAAUGCUUCCCUUUCCCACCAGAGAAAAUUGAAUGAAAUGACUGAGUAUACAUCUUCUCUCAAAAGAGAAUUGCAAGAGAAAGACUUGAUGUUAAGCCAAAACAAACUAGAUAAAGAAAAGCAAAAGAAGAUUCUAGAACGAAAGUACAAUCAUAAGAUUGCAGCUGAACACGAGAAAGCUAGGGAAAUCAAUUCCGAGAAGGAAAGACUCCGGAAUGCUAUAGAAGAAAAGGAGAACAGACUGCGUAUUAUAGCAGAAGCAUUGAAUGACAGAGGUGAUAUUGUAGAUUCAUACCAAAAAACAGACAUGGCUGCUCAAACUGGAAGAGAGUUUACUCCGGGAUCUACACCUCGAGCAUUACCUGCCCAUCUAUUAACUCCCUUUAGUUCAGUACCCCAAACAAGAGAGACUCCUACUUCUUCGCGUAGAGGCAUCGCUGUAGCCAACCCUCGACACCGAAGGUCCUUGUCGGCUGAUGGUAGAGGAUGGGUAGAACACGCCCCCAACAACUUAGUACCUAUGGGCACUGUGUUAAAGCCCAGCAUUGUUAACAGUAAAGUUGUCAAUAAAUUGAAAACUGUGAAAGACAUUACCAAUUCGAAAACAUCUAAGUAUUGCCUCAUAUCUCAAGAACAGGAUACUGAUGGGGAGUUAGAAACAAAACUUUAUAAAGGUGACGUCAUCCCCACUUGUGGAGGGGGUGCUCAGGUCAUUUUUAAUGAUGUAGAAAUGAUGACCCAGUUCUCACCUACUCGUGAAUCUCAAUCUAAUAGGUCUAACAGGCAGUCUGGGACUACCUGUGCAAGGCAUUCAGGAAAAGGAGGGAUACUGCCUGUUCCCCCGCCCACAGACACCGUCAAAUACCAGUAAAAAGCAGAGAGUAGAUGAUGAUUAAGGUGAGAAUAUUUCUAUAAGGUUUUGUAAAGGCUAAGUUCUGCUGAUGCUACAAUAUUGGUCUGUAAACUGCCUUAUUCAUAACACUUAUUGUUGGCUCACUAUUACAAGGUUCUAUGUUAUACUUUUAACACAAAUUGAAUUAUACAUACAUCUAUAUCACAUGACUCUGUCUUAUCAUAUAAAAAAUUUCAAUAAUUCUGAAUAAUACAUAAAAGAGGAACCAUGAAUUAUAGUAUUCAAAUAUAAAAUUAAUUUCUCUGAUAAAUGGAUAUUAAAACAUUGGGCUUAAGAUGGUGAGCCAACUUUGUAACAAUACUUAUCUUUGAUAUGUUUGUCAAUUUCUAUCUCAGGUUAUUUAGCCAAUGGUAAUAAACCUAUUGAAUUAGUAUCAGAAAAUACUGCCUGUUAGGCUUUUGAGGUCCAUAGUUUGAUUCCCAUUUGAAUAAAUAAAAUGGUUAUUAGUUUGAGAGUCAAUUUGAUCUGAGUAAGAAUUACUGUCCAAAAUAGAGAAAUAUUAGCCAACUUUUCAUGGGUUAGUAAUAAACUCUGAAGGCUGCACUAUUUACAGAUACUUGCACCAACAAAGGAAAUUUGUUGUAUGUUGCAAAAACUAUUGAUGAAAAAAUAUAUAAAUUUCAUAUACAAUGUUUGUAUAAAACUUCAAAUAAUUUAAACAAGUACAUCAUAUUUUCUAAGCUGUCAUUAUUUCCAAACUUUUUGUAUUUUUGUCUCUUCUAUUUUACUUAUUUAUCUUUUCAUUCAAAAUUAUAAUAACUUUAACUUGAGACUUGACUUUGAAGUUAAGCUGUGUCUUUAUGAUUUUUAUUUGAAUAUAUUUG